AUGAAUCUUUAUGAAAAUCUAAUAUCCUUCUUGAACUCUCUUAGCUUAGAUUCACGUAAAAAGAAUGCCGACUUGAAAAAGGAUGCUGAAUCAUCGAUUAAGCUCCUGGAGCAAAUUAAACAAGACUCUGAUUUAAAAUUGGCGCUAGUAUUAAAGCAAGACGCUUCAUUCUUUGGACCUUUUAUUUGUGCGCUUGACAGAAAGCUGGAUCGUUACAUUAUUCCUGGAUUAAACUCAAUUCAAUUACUAGCGAUUAAUAGUGCCUUACCUUCCUCUAUUCUUUCAGAAUUGUUACGUGUAUUAGAUGACACAUCGUCUUUAGGACAAGAUGUGCAAUUAAGAAUACUCCAGGUAAUUCCUAUUGUUUGCACAAAUUAUGCUGAGUAUAUGCAAUUACCGUUAUUGGUUUCUGCGCUUCAUACCUGCUUUGCUUUACAUAAUGAUAGGAACUUAAUAGUUUCUAAUGCUGCUUCUGCUACACUUCGUCAGGUUGUGAUAUUGGUUUUUGACCAUUUAAAUUAUGAAACCUCGGCACAGAGGGUUAAUAAAGAUCUAUUUUCUGGUUUGCUUACUAUCUUCUCUAAUCUCUGUGCUUUGAUUCGUUCUGGAAGCUCAGAUUUACUGAAAGUCAAUGGCAUAUCCGAUACUUUUGGUUUGGAGUUAAUUGAAAGUAUUCUAGUAAAUCACCAUCAUUUGUUUGAACGAUCUGAGUUUCAAGACUCAGUCCGGAAAGACCUACUUCCCAUUAUUACCGCCUCUCUCGCCUCCAUGUCUAACUUUUCCGUAGCUCUUCGUGUUGCUCGUAUUUUAUCCAUUCUUUUUCAGCAUCAUACAGCUUCCUUAAGCUUGGAUGUCGAAGUCAUUUUGACCUUUAUAAUAAGUUCUCUGGAGAACUCAGAGGCUCCGUGGAAAAAGGCUUUAUUCUUGGAAGUUUUACGCUGUCUGUUUAAUAAUUCUGAACUCAUAUUUAUUAUGUAUUCGUUAUUUGAUGGUGUUGAAGGAAGGAAACCAAUCAUCUCUAAAUUAAUUACUUCACUCAAUCGGAUUAUUAAUGAAAAGCCUUCGAUGAUAGGAGUAGGUUCUCGAGUACUACUGCCUGAUUUUACAGACGAUCAUUCUUCGGUUUUUUCAUCCACACUUGCAUUUGAAAUGGGGAAAAUAAUUGGUACAUUCACUGGUUCAAAACCAGAGCAAGUAAUAGGUAUUUGUCGUGCUACAAUCCUGAAAACUCCGUGCAUUGAGCAAUUUGACAAGCAAGAUCCGCCCAUCGUACCCGCUGCUUAUUUGGUUUAUCUGGCUAUGUGUUCUUUGGUAUCUCUUUGCAAAUUUACUGCAGAGUUUGUUAUGGAUUUUCACGAAAAUGCCUCAGACAAUGAACUCUCGGGUUUGCUUUCCUCUCUACAAUCUAAUGAAGAUAUGGAAUUGUAUCCGGAUAUAUAUCCAAAAUUGAAAUGCUAUUACGGCAUAAUUUCCCAGAAUUGGACUGCCUUUCUGGUUUCAUAUUCUACUUUCAUGUCCUGUGCAUUGAGCAUGGAGUUGCUAAAGUUUAGUGUCGAUUCUUAUGUGAAAUUUAUUUGUGUUUGUACGAUCUUCAGGUUGGAAACCCCUCGAGAUGCUUUGCUGACAACUCUCAGCAACAAAGCUGUACCUUCAAUUUUGUUGACUGGAAAUACGCCGAAUAGCAACUCGAAUACCGUCUCUAAUAACGGACGUUUGUCCACUUCGACUAUGUUUAGUGUCGAAGGAUUAAAGGAAGCAGCGACGACCAUAGCUGGAAUGGCAACUUACGAUAGUCAUGAUGAUAAACAUAAAUCAUUUUCUUUAAGAGAAAUUAUAUUUUUGCGAAGUUUGUCUUUCGUUGCUCAACAGGUUGGCGAACUAUUGGGUAAAGGAUGGAAAAUAUUGCUUGAAACGGUUGAUAAAGCAGAUAUUAUUUUAAACAGAUCUCCUUCAUCUAAACAUUUGUCGACCAGCAGCUUAGGUCGUCUAAACUCUUCGCAUUCGGUUGGGCAUGAGGGUAAAGUCAUGACUGGUCUAAUGGAUCAUGAAGUGAUAUCGUAUAGAAGCGAACUUUCCGAACUCAUGUUAUCUACUUCUAAAUAUAGUGACCCAUCUUUUUUGGAGUUCCUUGAAUCUCUACUGACAGUCCUCACGUCCUCGUGUAUAGAUCAAACGAAUAGUUUGACUGUACCGGUGCAGCCUGAAGAGAGGACUUCUAUAUCAUCUCGAGGAUCUUCAGCGAGGCUUUCAGCAAAUAGAUCUAUUUCGGGGGGGAUUCGCCUACUACGGAAAAACUCGGAAGUCUUUUAUUCAUUCACUAUUUUGGAAAUGAUAAGUUCCUGUAACUCAGGUCGUUUGAGCAAUACAAAGAAAGUAAACGAAAUAUGGCCUCUAAUCUCUUCUUCGUUAAACGAUAUUUUCAAAAAUUCAACGGUUCCCCCAGAACUUAGAACAAGAGCUGCCAAGUGUUUAGCUAAUAUAUUGGUAGAACUCUGUUCUUGCAUUUCAAGUGAAAAAACUGUAGACAACAGAAAAUUUCAGCAACAGUUUCUACAAUCAGUGAACUUGCUACAAUCGUCGGUUGAAAUUUCCGAUACUACAUCGAAAAACGUCGAAUAUGAUAUUUCUUCAAUUGGCCUCGAAGCUUUAGCGUUAAUUUUAGAAACGGUAGGACAUAAUUUGUUUGAAGGAUGGAUUUAUGUAUUUGAUAUGCUUCGAUUUAGUUGUGCCGAAUGCUCCGAUUUGUUUGGCCAGGACAAAGGGGCAAAGACCGUGAGAUUGGCUUUUUCCUGUUUACAGCUAAUAUGUACCGACUUUUUGGGCUCAUUGGACAUGGAUAACUAUCUUGAUUUGCUGGAUACGUUACUUGUGUUUUGUCGACAAGAAAAGGAUGCCAAUGUAUCACUCACUGCAGUCGGAUUGUUUUGGAUUGUUUCGGAUACAUUAAAAAGCAUGUUUAGUAAGUCCGACUGUUCUUGUACUUAUACUUCCUUGGAAGAAUUAUAUAUGUUCACCACCACGAAGAGAAGAGACAUUUUGCCAGAAGUAUUAUGGAUUAUGCUACUUGUGCAUCUAGCAGAUUUGUGUGAAAAUUCAUGGGCCAGUGUGAGAGAUGGUGCUGCUCAAAUACUAUUUCGAAUUUUCAAUUCUCAAUGCUCAAACCUGGGAAUCAAUGCAUGGGCUUCCUGCUGUCAACUUGUUAUUUUAAAGAUUCUUUCAUCACAAACAAAACUUGCAAAGGCAGCACUGAACAGUGAUGUUCAUAAUGAAGACGCUGAGCAAACGAGUGCUUUAAUAAUUAGCGGUAUAGCUAAUGUAUUUUCAGCAAACAUGGACAUGCUUUUAAAGGUGGAAGGAAUUUUGAAUGUUGUGAAAGAGACGUUCAAAUUUAUGCAAAACUUUCAUAACGGUAACUAUAAACGUAUUUGCAUGAGUAAUUUUAAAGCGUUGAGGGAGCUGGCCUUCCAUUCGUCUCAGUACAAACAAAAAUCAUUGAUCUUCAACGAAUUGGUCGAACUUGAAUUCGAAAAUUGGAUAUCUUUCUGUGAACUUUCUUUUGACGACCCUGUCAUAAGCGGUUUACCUCAGGAAGGUCUCAAAUUACUCGUUGAAUGUUUGUGUUAUUUAUUAAAAUCAUAUCGGUUUGAGGAAGAGAAGCUCUUUCCCGCGUCAACAAGGAUACGUAAAAUUAUAUUUUAUGAAGCAAGUCCAUCAUAUGCCUUGGACAUAGACUUCUUAUCUUCGUUACAGGAAGCGACAUUUGCAUUAUUAGAUUGCUUGAUUGAAGAAUACAAUCAGGAAGGUAUAGUCGUCGACAUUUGGGCUGACAUAUUAUAUUAUGCAUUUCAUGAAGACAAGUUAUCACCAAACUCGUUACCGACAUAUAUUUGCUUUUCGAAGAAAAUAUUAGAACGAGUGAAACAAAUUACUGCGGAGAAGAAUCUGCCUAUGCUUGUUUUAUCGCACUUUUUUGACUCGUUAUUAGUACCUAUGAAAUUAAAAUAUCGAUGUCCAAAGCCGAGCCGUAUCAUUGAGAACCAAGCACCUAUCUGGACAAUUGCGAGCUCAGUAUUUGUUGAUUUGAUUACAAACUGCUUUUUACGACUUGAAAGAAAAGAUGCGUUGGAAGAAAAUGAUCAAUUAAAGGUGUUAUUUGACUUUUGCGUGAAAGCUAUGCGAUCGGCUGUAUAUCCAGAUAUAAAUUACGAAUUUGUUUGGAGUCUUGAAAAGACUUUUGAAGAGCAAGACGUCAAUUGCAUAAAAGCGUUACAUUCUCUUUGGAAGCCAUAUCUGCAUUCAUCUUCGUUAUCGGCCCAGAUUCGGGAAUAUUUUACGGUGUUUUGUAAGGGAUCCGUUCAGUACCAAAUGCGGGAAACUGAACCUAUGGUGAUAUGUUCAAAUGAGGUUGAGGUACAAAAAGAAACAGGGUAUGCUUACUUUCCUUCGACGGAGACGCCUAUACCGAAUUGCCGUCCGCGGGUGGCAGAGCUUUGCUAUUCGAUUUUGUUGCAAGAAUGUCAGUCGUCCUUUGAACAAGUUAGAGAGGAGGUGAUGCUUAUGUUACAAAGUCGUAUAUGUUGGUCUUUGAAAAGGUACAUGGCAGAUCGAUUUGUAUCGGGUUUGCUUCCGUUGGCAGAUUGUCAAAAGGAGGAUAUGGAUAAAGUGACCGAAUGUGUUUCGUCGGAACCCAUCUUGUUUUCAAGCUCUGUUCGGUCCCUCUUGCGACGUGCUUAUUAUACUAUGAACGCACUUCCCGUAUCUAGUAAUAUGAAUUUAAAGAUUGGCGAAUUGACUUUAGGAAAAUAA
This is a messenger RNA of Schizosaccharomyces osmophilus, 4806 nucleotides long. Its product is annotated as GEF. Bases 1 to 4806 code for a protein of 1601 amino acids. NCBI's taxonomy places the organism in Eukaryota, Fungi, Ascomycota, Schizosaccharomycetes, Schizosaccharomycetales, Schizosaccharomycetaceae. The transcript has 4 exons. The record is from RefSeq and is a predicted model, not a curated record.